CCCAGUUCUACCGGUUGGAGGGUGUGUGGCUGACAGAGUCGGGUAUGUCCCUGCUCCGCAGCAUCUCCAUGUCUCCGCUGCACAAGAGACGGCAGCGUCGCUCUCGUCUCGGCACUCUGUGCUGUGAAGGAGGUCCUGAUGGAAUGGAUCUGAGGGAGGGUGAAGAAGGGGAAGAUGGAAAAGGCUGUGGGGAGCCUAUGGAAUGUGAUACCAAGAUGGAGAACCCUGGGAGCCCUGACAGAGAAGGUGGUGCGGAGGGAGGCACUGAAGGCAUGGCCGACUGCGAGGGUCUCAAAGGCGGAGCAGAGGAGACAGAUGACAGCAAAAAACGCAAGCGGAAACCUUACAGGCCUGGAAUUGGAGGCUUCAUGGUGCGACAAAGGAAGUGUCACACACGGAUGAAGAAAGAAUUUUUCGCCCAGCUGGCUGGAGAGACAACAUUAGAUGGACAGCCAAUAGAGAGAACCAUCGAAGAAGGACCUCAUCCUGACACAGAUAACAUAAUGGAUCCUAAACCGCCGGAGGGCGAGGAACAAGCAAAGAAACGUCGGGGACGGAAGAAGAGCAAACUUGAGGACAUGUUUCCAGCAUAUCUCCAGGAGGCUUUCUUUGGGAAGACACUAAUAGACUUGAGUAAGAAAGCUGUGAUGACACCCCCAGGGCAGAGACCAGGUGCAUUUCUUGCCCGACCUUCAUUACCAGCUCCAUCAGGGGUCAAAACAACUGCCACAGAGACUGAGGAUCGUGUAGUGAAAGAUAAUUUUCCUGUCAAGCAAGAAGGGGGUGGAGCCCCCCAGGCUCAGGGAGAAGGUGCAGGAGUUUCUGCACCAUCCUCAUCGCUGAAGGACCAGGCGUCAACUGAUCCUCAUGACUCUGAUGCAGAAAAAAAUGAAGGUCUUCCACAAGGGAUGGAGAGUCAGGACUCUGAGCAGUUCUUCAGGAAGGUUCUGGGAGUGUCAGACGGCUCCUCUUUGGGGGGCAUGAAGCCCAUCUUGGAGGGCAGUAAGGGAGAACUCAAUCGUAGCGCUCUGCCACAGAGAGCUCUCCUCUCAGGGUCCCUGCCCUCAGCUGGAAUGAUGGAUGCCUUUCCUGGCCUCUCUCAGUCACCGUUCUUUGAUAUGCGGGACCGAGGAGGACUGUUCAGUCCAGAUGGGGGUGAGGAGAGCCCCUGGGCCACUCCCUCUACCCCAGCAACCCCGUCCUCCCCACCAACGCCCACCGAGGCAGAGGGUGAUGGACUGUCCUACAACCAGCGCAGUCUCCAGCGCUGGGAGAAAGAUGAGGAGCUGGGAGAACUUUCAACCAUUUCCCCCGUGCUUUACGCCAAUACCAACUUUCCCACUCUCAAACAGGACUACCCAGACUGGGCUAGUCGCUGUAAGCAAAUCAUGAAGAUCUGGAGGAAGGUGUCAGCUGCUGACAAGGUUCCAUAUCUGCAAAAGGCCAAAGAUAACCGAGCAGCUCAGAGGAUCAACAAGGCGCAGAAGCAGGCAGAGAGUCAGGUGUGCAGGCCAAUCAAGACAGAGGGAGUGCGUGUGAAGACAGAACGGCCCAGUUUACACCUCCAGAUCCCUCCACCUUCAGGCUCAACGUCGAUCUCUUCCCAGCCCAGCUCAGCAGAAAGCCCAUUUCCCUUCCCCCCAGAUUCAGGAUCAUCCUCUGUCUUUUUCUCAGAUGGACCUCUUAAGACCCCGGGGUCAGCUGAAAUCCGGACAGAUCCCUUGGCCAAGCUUCCUCCUCAGUCACCCCAUUCUCACUCUCACCCAAACACACCCUUCUCCCAUGCAGGGGCCAGCCCCUUACAGGCCUCUUCCUCAGGUUAUUCCGCUUCCGGCCCACAGGGUCCUCCUCAGGGACGGCCAGCCAGUCUUGGCCCCUUUGACAUGCAACCAGGAACUCCUGGAACCCCCAGACGGGCUCAGCAGGUUGACCCCUACUUCAGAUCACAGCUGCAGCAGCAACAGGGUCAUCUACCGCAAUCACAGCAAGGCUCCCAGGAGUCUCUAGGACCUCCAGAAAGUCCUCAUUCAAGAGGCGCAGGGCUUGGGGAGUCACCCAUCUUCUCACCACCCCACAAUACCCACUAUGGAGACCCAUUCAGAACCCAGCAAGGGAUGGGACGGCCAGAAUAUGGCUCAUCCCCAUCACCCUCUGCAGUGGCUUCCUCACCUGCAAGCACAGGACAGUACAGGGCUGAUAUGAGUGCACCUUCUCCACGGUCCUCUGCAGUUGGAAGACCUGAUCUAUCCACUGGCUCUCCUGCUGGGAUGCUGGAGUCUGGAGAUGGUUUAUUUAAGGCACCUAUGACGCCACGAAUGCACCAAGGGGAGGGUGGGGCACUUCAUCCUGGAGCUUCCCCUAGCCACCCCUCUGAAGGCUACAGGCAGUCUCCCUCCCAUUCUUUCUCUGACCCCCACCCUCAGCCUCCACUGACUCCCAGGCCGCAGUCAGGCGACAAUUGUUCUCUCGGACCCCAGAGACACCCUGUAGCUCAGCAGGAACUAUGCCCUAGAGUGGCCUCCAGCCCACAGUCCCAGGGCAGCUCUCAGUCUCCUCACACUCCUGGUGGCCUCUCCAAUGACGCUUACUCUGUCCAGUCUCCUGCUACCCCUCGUUUCCAAUCCCCAGACCCUUGUUCUCAGCCACCUUCAAGGCCACAAUCUAGAGACCCUUUUGCUACUAUCCACAAACCCCCUCGCCCCCCCUCUGUUGCCCCAGAGGGAACUGCAAAUUAUAAAAGCUCACCUCAUCCUAACCAGCCACCUCCACCCCAUCCCACCAACAGUUCCAUCGGGGAUUCUCUCUCUGGUAAACCGUCAGCACCUCCUACUUUCAGCCGCAGCCCCAGCACGGGAGGCUUCCAAAUAAACCAACAGCAGAAUCAGAUGUUACAGGGACAGCUUCAGCAACCCCAGCCACAAACUCAGCAGACUAUGGGGCCAGACAGUUUCAGCUCCAGGGUGCCGCCUCCUUCUGGAUCCCAAGAACUACCAGCUGCCCGCCCUCCAGACGCACCUCAUCAGCCAGCUUUGCCAGGCACUCAAGAAAUGCCUGACAUUUCAGCAGUGCAGGACCCCGCGUUAGUAGGCCUUAGCCCCUCUGAGCUGGAGAAGCACCGACAGCGACUGAGACUGAGGGAAUUUUUAAUCAGACAACAAAUGCAGAGAAAUUCCAUCAGACAAGAGAAGGAGGCUGCUGCUGCUGCGGCUGGCAGUGCAUCCCCUGGCUGGUCUGGAGGAGAGAUGGGAGCCUUUCAGCAAGACAAGGCCCACAGAGCACCACCACCUUAUCCACAGGAUCGUGUUGCUGCUCCAACUGCUGGACCUCAGGCUUCUGUGGCAGGGAAGAUGCCCAUGGCUGUUGGAGGUAUGGAGGACAAGCUCCCUCGCCCACCACCUACAGGAACCCCUGCCAUCAUGGAUCCUAGUGCACUAAGGCCACCAGGGCCCACCAGACCUCAGGGCAUGUUUGCCCGUCCACCAUUCCCGCCUCAGUGGCAGGGCCAGGCUGCAGGUCCAAGGAGGUUCCCCCAACCUGGCAUGGAGGCUAUGGGCAUAAGGCACAAUCUCAACCCUGCUGUCAACAUCCAGGGUAUGGAAGGCAUGGGUAACCCUCACGCCAUGAUACCAGGACAUGGAGGAGAGAACAUGCAGCCAAUGGGUCAAGGACCCCCACCACAGUUCAUUGAAUUAAGACACAACUCACAGAGGCUACCCCUACGACCUCAGUUUAUGCCCCGUGGACCCCAGCCCAGACCACGUCUCUUUGUCCCACAGCAAGAGAUGGCAGCAUCUUAUGUUCAGCAACAUCCCAUAGCUCAAGCUGGUGGCAUUCAGACAGAGGGGGGCAGCAACUCACAGCUGGGGUUACAGCAGGGCGGACUGUCAGUUUUGCUGCCUCAGCAGUCUACAGGCCCCGCAACACAACAGCCCCACAUGCAGCCCCAGGCAGCUACUUCAACUCCAAACAUUCCUAGCACUGAGCAGCAUCAGCUACGACAACCAAGCAUAGUCACACAGCCCCAGCCUGCCACAGCAGAAAACAGUGAGGAGUUGCCAGAGCCUGACCUUGAAGGGCUUGGGGAUGCCCCAGGGGAUGGAGGUGUGGAGGAUGAGGAUGAUUUGGCUCUAGACUUGGACCCUGACAAAGGAGAUGAUGACUUGGGCAACCUGGACAACCUUGAAACCAAUGAUCCACAUCUAGACGACUUGCUCAACAGUGACGAGUUUGACCUGCUUGCUUACACUGAUCCUGAACUGGACCAGGGAGACCCUAAAGAUGUCUUCUCAGACCAGCUGCGGUUGGUGGAAGCAGAAAGUGAAGCACCGUCAUCUUCUUCUGGAUCCGUUAAAGUGGAAGGAAAAGCCAAGGUGGAGCCAGGGAAGAAGCCGAUCACAGCAGCCCCUGACUCUAAAAAGGGGUCUGAUACCCAACUGCCAUCUUCUGCAGUAACUGCUGAUAACUCCAAAGUCAAAGUAGAGGACAGAGGGCUGACGCCUCAGCUCCACCCAGGACAGACUGUGGUGAAAGAUGAAAUAAGAGAGGCUGUGUCAAUGCUUCUUGGUGGGACCGAACCAUCAGCCAAGCCUGCACAAUCAGAAAACCAGUCAGCUUCACUCAGUUCUGUUCGAUUAGGGGGACUUCCGUACCCUCUGCCAGGCCAAGCUGAUGCAUUGCCUUUUCCUCCAGCUGCUCCACAUGCAGAUAUUGGCGAUGACCCACUGGGGCUGCCUGACGUAGGGGAACAGCACUCCCCUGCUGUAGAUUUGGCAAAGGUAGAGAGCUCUUUAGAUGGUGAACUGCCCCUUCUAAUACAGGAUCUGCUGGAGCAUGAGAAGAAGGAGCUGCAGAAACAGCAACAGCAGCAACAGCUUAGUUCACUCCACCAGGGAGGCAUGGCACCUCAUUUUCCUGGCCUCUCAAGUCAACAGCCGAACCCACAGGCACCUGGACAGAUAAUGCUGCAACACCACCAUCGUCCACCACCCCAAGGAAUGAUGGCUCAGCCAGGAAUGGCACCUCGUGCUCCGCACAUGUUGCAACAACAGCAGCAACAAAGGCUCAUGGGACCUGGAAUGGCACCUCCACCUCACAUGAACAUGGCCCAGCAACAAGCCAUGGUCAGGAUGGGGCAGCCAGGGAUCCAUACGGGUAUUGGUCAUCAACCGCAGCAGCAGCCAGUGGUUAAACCUCCUCUGGCCAACAACUUCUUCCCAGAUAAAGAUUUAGACAAAUUUGCUACUGAUGACAUCAUGGAUCCCAUCGCCAAGGCAAAGAUGGUGGCACUAAAGGGUAUCAAGAGAGUGCUGGCACAGGACCCAAUGGUUGUACCCUCUGGCAUCAACAGGCAACAAGUUUCUCUGCUUGCUCAGAGGCUGGCCUCCGCCCCGGGCACAGACCCAGGUCAACUUCCGUCUGGACCCCCAAAGGAGGGAGAACCAAGUGAUCCUACCCAGUCAAGACCUAACCCUCCUCAGUUUGUGCAAGGAAUAAUCAAUGAUGCAGAACAGCAUCAAUAUGAAGAAUGGCUUCUUCACACUCAGCAGUUACUACAAAUGCAGUUGAAAUUUUUGGAGGAACAGAUUGGAGUUCACCGCAAGUCACGCAAGGCGCUGUGUGCUAAACAGCGCACUGCAAAGAAAGCUGGCAGGGAGUUUGCUGAAGCAGAUGCAGAGAAACUGAAGUUGGUUACAGAAGAGCAGAGCAAAAUUCAAAAACAACUUGACCAGGUACGCAAGCAGCAGAAGGAGCACACCAAUCUCAUUGCAGAGUAUAGAAGCAAGCAGCAGCAGCAUCAGCAGAGCUCAGGUAUUCUUACCCCUGGUCAUUCUGCACAGGGAGGGCCCCCUCACAUGUUUCCCAAAAUGCCAGGCCAGAUCAUGAUGGGCCAACAGGGAGCACCAGUUAUGGGCCAGCACCCUGCUGUGAUGCCCCAAGGUGGAAUGCCCGUCAGGAUGCCCCAAGGGCAGCCCUUUAUUGGUGGAGCCCAACCCCAGCUUCCUGCAGCUCUCGGACCCGGUGGUCCCCGAGCCCCAGGACCUCCUGGGGCUCCAGCAGGAUUCUUCCCACAGGGGCCUGGAGUGCAAGGUGCAGACCCCAGGCUUCUCCAAGAAAGACAACUUCAACAUAGGAUGCAAAUGGCAAAGCUCCAGCAACAACAGCAGCAGCAGGUAAUGAUGGGCCAGCAACCCAUGCCACACCCAAAUCAACAAUCAGGCUUAAUUGCUCAGCCACCGUCAGGUAUGAUGGGGAACCCACUAAUGGCCCAGCAACAAACAAACACUCAACAAGGAAUGCUAGCCACCCAGGCCAGUCAGCAGACCAUGGUGCAGGUUCCACAAGGAAUGGUUGGAGGUCAGUCUGUGGCUCCAAUGCCACAGAACCUUGCAGGAGGCCAACCUAUUAACCACGCUCAAGCAAUGAUGGCAGUUCAACCAGGAAUGAUGGGGAACCCGCAAGUUCCACCAUCCCAGCAACAGAGGCCUCAGUUGAUGAUGGGUCAGCAGGGAAUGGUUGGAUCUCCUGGUCAUCCUGGCCUCAGAGGUCCUCAGGCCCAGUUGACUCCACAACAACAGAACAUUCUGGCCCAACGCAUGCUUGCAUCUCAACAACAACAGCAGCAGCAGCAAAAUGUUGCAAAGAAUUUGGCCCACCUUCAGCAGCAGCAGCAGAUGGCACAGCAAAGACAACAAACACAGUUGAUCAGUCAAUCCAGCCAAGAGCAAGGAGUACUCUCCCAACCCUCGACCCCUCAGAUGGGCUCCUCGCCUUCAGCAGGAAGUAUCACGCCGCAGCCACAGGGAGCUACAGACAACCAAAACUCAGGUCCCAAAGAGGGUGGGAUCCUCAGCCCUGAUUCACGAACACCACCACAGCAGAGUGGACCCUCCACUCCCAAUCAGAUGUCCCAACUAGGCUCUGCAACUGAUCAUCAAACAGACUUGGGGCGUCAGCAGUUACAGCAGCAGCAGCAGCAGCAUCAAAACUCAGUGUAUUUGGCCCAGCAGCAGCAAGCAAAUCCUCAGUCUGUACCUGAGCAACAAACAGGUUUGGUUGGAACCCAACAGGUUGGUGUGCUUCAGCAACAUCCGCAACAACAUCCCCUCACUCACCAGAGGCAAGGUUCCCUCAGUGUUGACAAGCCCAUUUUGAAUACUGUUAAACAGGAAGGAAAACAAAUUGAUUUCUUAGCUCAGCAGCAACAACAGCAACCAGUACAAAAUGCCAUGCAGCAGGCACAAGAUCCCAACAUGCAGCAGCAGAUAGGCCAGAACCAUCCUGGGCAGCCACAGCCUGUUAUGAUGAGCCAUAGUCAACAACAACAAGCCCUCAUGGCCCAGCAGCAAAAACAACAGGCCAUGAUGGGCAUGAUGAGAGCCCAGCAGCAAGGGAUGAUGGCACAGAGGCCUGUGGGUCCACCUGGACAGAUCCGCACCCCUAUUAACAUCCAGGCUAUUAUUGCCCAAAACCCUCAGCUCCGCAAUCUUCCACCGAACCAGCAGAUACAGCACAUCCAGGCCAUGAUUGCUCAGAGGCAGCUCCAACAGGGACAGAUGCUGCGGAUGUCAAUGGGGCAAGGCCAGCAAGGUCAGUUGAGGCCUCACAUGCCACCAGGACAGAUGCCACAGAUGCCAUAUGGAGCCAUGGGGAAGCCAGGAGCAGUGGGCACUCAGCAGCAGGCAGGCAUGUUGGGCCAGCAACCUGGCAUUGCUCCCCAAAUGCAGCAGGGGAUGAUGGUCCCUGGGCAACAACAACCACAAGUAGGGGAGAUGAUGCAGCAACAUAUUAUGAGAGGCCAGGUACCAGUGCCACCUUCCCCUGUGGACCAGGGCCGCAUGGUACGGCCAACAUCUCCACGUCAGCCCAUAGCAAACUCUCCUGGGGAUCCACAACGGCAUGCAUUUAAUCAAGGGAUGGGCAUGCGUCCACCCACUCCCAACCAGAACCAACAAGCACUAAUGGCAGCUGCAGCAGGCCGCAUGCAGGGUUCUCCAUCCCAUGCAUAUUCUCCAAGAGGUCCCUUUGGCAUGAGCCCAGCCCACCCGGCCUCACCUCAUUCAUCCCACGUCUCCUCACCUUCUAUAGCUGACAGUAGGGCUGGAAGGGGAAGUCCGUACAGCCAUGUCAAGGCAUCUCCACUCAGGUCACCUGGAGCCAAGAGUCCGCUUGAUUGUCCAGGACUGAAAGUAGAAGCUCAGACAUCAGGCAGUGAAACAUGUCAUUCAGCCUCAGUUAUCCCCAACGGUCCACAGAAAGGCACUAAUGUUCAGCAACAGUCGCAGCAGGUCACAGAGAGCCAUGGUCCUCACACACAACAGGGCUCUAGACCAGUGGAGCUAUGCAAGAUGACCCUUCAGAACAUUAAACAGGAGCCAAGGGAGGUUCAGUGUGAUGGUGCACCAGAGGAUCAUCCUGGGGCUAUAAAGCGAGAAGCAACGGGCGAGGCAGUUACUUCUGGGAACAACACUAGCUAUAUUAAUGCUGGAAACAUGGCUGGCGACCCUGGGACUCAAGGUCCCCGGUCUGAGACAGGACAGCAACUAUUACAGAAACUCCUGAGAACCAAGAACCUUCAGCUUGGUGCUCAGAGGCCGUCUGAAGGCAUCCACAAUGAGAUCAAUGGCCACAUCAACAGCAAACUAGCAAUGUUGGAGCAAAAACUUCAAGGGACUCCACGAAAUAUGGAGGAUUUACAGUCUAUAACAAAAAGGGCUCCUCCACAAAAGCCAAAGCGCACUAACAAGGCAGCUGGAGACCGAGGGCCUAAUGCACGGAAGAAGAAUAAGAAGGAAGAAGUCGGGAAAAGUGCCGAAGCCCUGAUAAAACAACUCAAACAGGGUCUCUCUCUGCUGCCCCUGAUGGAGCCUUCAAUCACGGCCAGUCUGGAUCUGUUUGCCCCUUUUGGAAGCAGCCCAGCUAAUGGCAAAGCCCAACUCAAAGGAUCCUUUGGAAAUGCAGUGCUGGACAACAUCCCAGACUACUAUUCUCAGUUACUCACAAAGAGUAACCUCAGCAACCCACCAACACCUCCAUCCUCCCUGCCACCUACUCCUCCACCUUCAGUCCAGCACAAGCUGCUGAAUGGAGUGACUCCUGGGGAGGAGAUGUCCGAGGGUCAGAAACACACGGAGCCAGCAGAGGAGCCAAUGGAUUCCGUUAAAGAGGAUGUGAAGAGUGUAGACAUCCUUGCAGCUCUUCCCACCCCACCACAUAACCAGAAUGAGGACAUCAGGAUGGAGAGUGACGACGAGGAUGCCCCAGAAAGCAUCAUCCCAGCAUCAUCCCCAGAGAGUAACGUAGGAGAUGAAACGCCACGUUUCCCUCACCUACGGGAGCCUAAAGAGGAGGAGACGGAAAGAGCAAUAUCCCCCAUCAUCCCCCUCAUACCUCGCACUGCCAUCCCAGCGUUCCCAGAAAACAAACCAUUUGAAGCAUCUGAUGGCAAGGUAGUUUCCACAUCCAACCACUGGGACAAGGCCAAAAACAACGAAGUGUCUGUUACCUUCACGUUGUCCUCUGCUGCAGCAAAGAAACUGAACGACGUCAUGGUGCACAUGGCCCAGCUGCUUAACAUUAAGAUGCCAGGUUCUUAUGAGGUGACUUUCCCUCCCCAAAACCCUGACAUGCCUGGAGUGGAUGGGCCUGGGAAGGGAUCCGACCAGUCAGGGGCUCUGUGUGCAAAGGACGGUGCUUCACCCAGUCAGGAUGAGUGGCUAAGGCAAUUUGACGUGUCUCUACCAGGCUGUACACUAAAGAAACAAGUGGACAUUCUGGCACUUAUAAAACAGGAAUUCCCAGAUAAAGAAGACAAACCGGCCCAGCACUGUUACACAACUAAAGUAAAUGACUUGGAUGUGCGGCACCUUCCCAGUAUACCAGUGGAAGAAUCUCCACCCCCAUCACCGUCUCCUCCACAUCCUCCCCCACCUGUCCCUGAACCAGCUAGUGAAGCUGAACCUUCCAAAAAAUCAGCUUCGCCAUCUCCACCUCCCUCCAGUCCCACCAACGCCCAGGUCACGACUGAGCCUGAACACGAUGAUGUUCCUCCUGUUGAUGCUGCUCAACCAACUGAUGUCACAGAGCCUGAAGUUGCUGCUCCAGGGUCAGUUACUGAUCCAGCAACAGUCUCUGCAGUCCCAGAUGCUACUGCCCCUGCUGCUCCUGCUGCCCCUGCUGACCCUGCUGCUCCUGCUGACCCUGCUGCUCCUACUGACCCUGCUGCUCCUACUGCCCCUGCUGCUCCUACUGAAGAUAAUCUAAGUACUGUUAUCAAGGAAGAGGACUUGGCCACUGAUGAGGCUCAACCUCCUAAAAAUUCUCCCAGUAAUAUGGACUCUUCCCCCAAGGCCAUCAAGCAGCGCAGGCCUCUCUCCCCUGAUGAGGAGGUGGUACAUCCCAAGGUGAAAAAAUGGAAGGGGAUUCGCUGGAAGCGUCUUCAGAUUGUCAUCACAAUACGCAAGGGUGGGUCCAAGAAGGAGAGUAGCCGUGAAGUGUCUGAGCUAAUGGAACGCCUGCGCAUUACUCUCCGACCAGACAAGCUGCCUCGGGAUAAACGCAAAUGCUGCUUCUGCCACGAGGAAGGUGAUGGAGCCACAGAUGGGCCAGCCCGGUUGCUUAACAUUGAUGUGGACUUGUGGGUGCACCUCAACUGUGCCCUGUGGUCCACAGAGGUGUAUGAGACGCAGGGGGGUGCCCUCAUCAAUGUGGAGGUAGCUCUGCGUCGUGGAUUGCGGACUCUUUGCGCAUACUGCCAGAAAACAGGUGCCACAAACAGCUGCAACAGAAUUCGCUGCCCGAAUGUUUACCACUUCGCCUGUGCCAUCCGGGCACGCUGCAUGUUCUUCAAGGACAAGACCAUGUUGUGCACCCAGCACAAGCUGAAGGGCCCCAGUGAAGACGAACUCAGCAUGUUCGCUGUUUUGCGGCGUGUCUACAUCGAGCGCGAUGAGGUGAAGCAGAUCGCCAGCAUCUUACAGCGAGGCGACCGUAUCCACCUGUUCCGUGUUGGUGGUCUCAUCUUUCAUGCCGUUGGUCAGUUGCUACCAUCCCAAAUGGCCAACUUCCACUCACCCACCGCCAUCUUCCCUGUUGGCUAUGAGGCCACACGCAUCUACUGGAGCACGCGUGUGCCCAACAAGCGCUGUCGCUACCGCUGCCGCAUCAAUGAGGAUGAAGGUCGUCCCCUGUUCGAGGUGCGUGUCCUGGAGCAUGGCAUGGAGGAUUUGCAGUACCGUGACACUACUCCAGAAGGGAUCUGGGAGCGAGUGGUUCAGCAGGUAGCUAAACUACGAGAUGAAUCAUCCAUGUUGAAGCUUUUCACCGAACAUGUCAAGGGAGAGGAGAUGUACGGCCUCACAAUUCAUGCUGUCAUGCGGAUCACGGAGUCGUUGCCUGGAGUGGAGAACUGUCAGAACUACCAGUUCCGAUACGGCCGUCACCCACUGAUGGAGCUCCCCCUCAUGAUCAACCCCACUGGCUGUGCUCGCUCUGAGCCCAAAGUCCCCACACAGUGCAAGAGGCCUCACACUCUAAAUAGCACCAGCGUGUCAAAGGCCUACCAGAGCACCUUCACUGGAGAGCUCAACACACCAUACAGCAAGCAGUUCGUCCACUCCAAGUCGUCCCAGUAUAGGCGCCUGAAGACCGAGUGGAAGAACAACGUGUAUCUGGCACGAUCCCGCAUUCAGGGCCUGGGUCUGUAUGCUGCUAAGGAUCUGGAGAAGCACACCAUGGUCAUCGAGUACAUUGGCACUGUCAUACGCAACGAAGUGGCGAAUCGCCGUGAGAAGAUCUACGAGUUGCAGAACCGUGGGAUCUACAUGUUCCGCAUAAACAACGAGCAGGUGAUUGAUGCCACUCUGACAGGAGGCCCAGCUCGAUACGUCAACCAUUCCUGUGCCCCGAACUGUGUUGCAGAAGUUGUAACAUUUGACAAAGAAGACAAGAUUAUCAUCAUUUCCAGCCGCAGGAUCCCCAAGGGAGAAGAGCUGACCUAUGACUACCAGUUUGAUUUCGAGGACGAUCAGCACAAGAUCCCUUGCCACUGCGGAGCCUGGAAUUGCCGAAAGUGGAUGAACUAACCAGAAAAAGACAAAUGGAGAAUUCCCCUCUCACUGGUGCCAGAACACUCCUGCGCCAAAGCCUUUGAAUCCUACAUAGCCAGUGCAUAAGCUGUUCUGAAAGAUGUGGAGGAAGGCUGGCCUCCGUCAUUGAAAGACUAAAGCGUUGACACCUGUAGCCAAAGGUUUGAAGAGCAUUAAUCAAUAAAAGCAACCGACCACCUCCAUCGGCAGCAGCUCGAUGGCGGGACUAACUUUUCAUGUUCGGACUAGUGAAUCACCUUUUUCCUCAGCCAAAACCCCUUUCCCCCCCUCGACUGUUCUCAAUAACCUUACAGUGGCUGGAAAACAAUCCUCAACAUCUACCAAAUGAUUCUGACCCUCUGAUCUCAAUACCCGUAGUGCAGAGCUCACCUGGAGCUCCGACAAAAAGCCAUUUUUAAAAUACUAAGAAUGAACUAAUGAUGCAUUUUUAUGUUUUAAGUCGGACCUAUUUCCCGUCCCACCUGACCACACCUCCCCCUCACCUCCCAGAAAAGGCACUUUCCCCAUCAAGUCAUCAAUGAAGACAACACGGAUAUUGGCUAGCUAGACAAUCCUGAUGUGGCUCUGUGUAAGAACUACAUAUGAUCGAUGGAGAAAAAAUUUAAAAAAACAAAACAAAAAACAGAUGUAAGUUAAUAUAAAAUCUGAGAUGCUAUUGAUCUGUGGCUCCAGAGGCACCAGAUGUUCUGACUGUGUGGAGUCCCAAGGUGGGUUAGUUGGACCCAGUCUACCUCAUUGAUUUAGCGGGAAGCGACUGCUUUGUAUAAAAACUGUUAACUGCUACUGUGGAACGGGGGGGGGAGGGAAAGGGGGGAAUGUUUUUAUGGGCUUAGCCUUCUCGGACAAGCAGGGAAUCUUAAGCAGCAGGUUUGCUCUAUCUACUCUAUGCUGAUGAUGAUUUACAAUAAUGAGCCAACAUAAUUAUUAUUCAUGAAUUGUUUAUACAGAGGAAAUAUAUGACAGUUUUGAUAAGAUAUUGCAUUAAGAAUCACAAUCAGAAGCUUAGCGGGUGUCCUGUAUGCCACCAAAUCCUCCUGGAUAUUGAUGUAGCUUUUUCUUUUUUCGUUUUAUUUAUGCAUCUCAAGAAACCGUGUUAUCAGCUGUGUGAAAGCACAAUAACAUCCACCUUUUUAAGUUGCUUCAAGACAGUAAGGGUGUGAGUGAAUGGCUCUAGGAUCACAGAAUUAACCAAGUACACAUUUUGCUUGUCGCUUCAUACAUUUGAAGUUCCACUUUGCUGCAGACCCAGCCGGGUGGAUGCAUGACUACUGUCCCAUUUAAUGCUUUUUAAUUCCCCCACAACUCGAUCUUCUCACGACUCAACCUUAAACUUUGAAUCAUGCCUCUUCCUCUCUGUAUUAUUUAGUGGACUGUUGUUAAACUUUACUGUAGUAAGUCUUCCUCUGCCUGAGUACAGCCUGCAGUGUUUCUACUCCCCCCCCAACCCCCCCACCCUGUAGUGUGCUUUUCUAGUGCUGGUACUGUCCUCUCGAGGCUGAACGGAUGGCAGGGAAAGACUUAUUGGAAAAAAGGGCAUUUUGUUUUCAUUUCUAUGUAAGAUGAAUGAAAAAAAAGUCUUUAAAGGGAGCUUUACUAAAAACUCCACCUUCCCAUACUACUUUGUUUCCUCCUUCCCCCUAACCUAAGACCUCACAUGAUUUAAAAAUGCAAAGUUGUACAAACUGUAUAUAUAGUAUAUGCAUUAGGGGGACAGCAACUCUUUAUCCAGCCCCUUUGUAAUCAAUAAAGUCAAAAAGUGUAGAGAAAUAAAAAUUGAAGAAAAAAAAACCAACCACUGGAUAUCAUUUUAACAAAGAUAAAGCUGUAUAUAAAUAUAAAUAUAUGUAAAAUGGCAAACUAAUAUCUUUAUGUAUAU
This is a messenger RNA of Epinephelus moara (kelp grouper), 13980 nucleotides long. Its product is annotated as histone-lysine N-methyltransferase 2D-like. Bases 45 to 12080 code for a protein of 4011 amino acids. The record is from RefSeq and is a predicted model, not a curated record. Gene Ontology annotation, cellular component: nucleus; MLL3/4 complex. Gene Ontology annotation, molecular function: histone binding; histone H3K4 methyltransferase activity; transcription coactivator activity. Gene Ontology annotation, biological process: positive regulation of transcription by RNA polymerase II. NCBI's taxonomy places the organism in Eukaryota, Metazoa, Chordata, Actinopteri, Perciformes, Serranidae. The transcript has 36 exons.